Molecule: messenger RNA, 6281 nt
Organism: Hipposideros armiger (great roundleaf bat)
Lineage: Eukaryota; Metazoa; Chordata; Mammalia; Chiroptera; Hipposideridae
Gene: FRMD1
Product: FERM domain containing 1
Exons: 12
Coding region: 1742-3163 (473 amino acids)
Biological process (GO): positive regulation of hippo signaling
Cellular component (GO): cytoskeleton; cytoplasmic side of apical plasma membrane
Source: RefSeq, a predicted model, not a curated record
ACACCAGUGGGGACAGGGACGCGCUGGGCAGGGCAGGGCCCGCCUAGGAUGUGUGCUGCUACCCUGGGCGUCCGUCCCUGAUGCGUCACCAAAAGGACAAAUCAGUUCCAGCUGGGAUUUUUUCUUUUCUUUUCUGUCUUUUUGGAUGGGCAUGGUGGUCCUUUCUACUUAUUAUCCAUUUUGAGUGAAAAAGGAAGUGGCUUUAAGUUCCUCUAAUCCAGGCAGUCUCUGUUCAAAUUGCGGUUUCUGUCUUCUGGGAGUUUCUGAGCGUGGCCACAGCCUGCACGCAGGCGGCCGGCUCUCUCUACCAUCGGCUGCUUGAAGUAGCCCCUUCCUUACGCGCAGGUGCUGACACCCGCCAGGUGCCUCACAUAACCUCCCCGGCUCAGCCAGUUCUCCUUUGUCCAAUUUUACAAAUGGGAGAGCUGAGGUCCAGAGGUCGGCGAGUGCUGAGCUGCGUUGCCAAGUGCCGAGCUGGGGCUCGAGCCCGGGGCCGCCUGGUUCUGAAGCCCCUCUGCGUUCACUGCUCCCCGCUAGCCUGGUGGCGGCCCCAUUGGGGGAGCCCCGCGGUUGUGUGGCAGGCCCCCUGCUGCCGUGCUCUCUCUAGCGGGGUCGUGCGGCUCUGCAGCGCCAGGGUCCCGUCAGGUCUGCGGGGCAGGGAGGGGUCCGCCUGCUCUUGGCCGAUGGAGCGGAAGCUCCUGGUGGACAUCGCUGACCAUGAGAAAUAGCUUCGUGGUUCAGCUCUCUCCUUCCUGGGGACACCUGGGGAGGGGAGGGGGCUCGGGGGACAGGUUCCAAGUGGCAACACCUGUCUCACGUCCAGAUGUCACUGGCCACUCAGGCCACUUGGGUUCGGUCAGAGGAAGAUAGAAUCGCUUUAUCUGCCUGUUUCAGUUGGGUUUAUAGGAACAGGAAAACCCAGAAACUUGGCUGGCCCUGUGAGAUAGUGUUUUCAUUUUAAGGAUCAGUGUGGUUUAUGAAAACCUUUGGCCGGAGCUGGAGGCAUUCCUGGUAAUUAAUGUCUUAUUUGACUACUUAAUGAAUGUCUUAUUCCAACAUGUGUCUGCUCAGGCACACAUUUCUGUAUUUAGAUCAGAGCCGACAUUCACGUUAGUAACAGAAUCUCCCCGAGCCUCAGUUUCCCCGCCUGGGAGUGCGAUGCUGGAGCUGACGGGGGCGUUUUCCAGCUGCUCCCCGCAUCCUCAGAGGAGCCUCAGGGCACGGGGAGGGGCAGGAGGAAGGCUUGCUGAGGGGGGGGUUGGCCCCCGCCCCAUGUGCGACCAGGACCAAGUGUGAGGCCUGUGAUGGAGACACAAACUCAGCCUUGAUGGACACGCCCACUGAGGCACCUGGCCGCAGCGUGGUGGGGACAGAGCCAGCUGACUUUCUCAUGUGAGCACGACAGGGCGCCCCAUAUCUAACUAUUCCUGCGUCUUCACGUCUAGGUAUUAGAAAACUACAGGCUGCAAAGGCCUUUGCUGCUGAGCCACCAACCCCUCAAUUUAAAUGGGGAGUAGCAAAGCCAGCCCUAGUCAUUCACCACAGAACAGUGCGGACAUGCCGUUUGGCUUGAGACAGUGUAGAUGCACUAGUCACAAAACGGCCUUCCCGGAAUCCCAGAAGCACCGCCUGUCCCCAGGUGGAGGCCACAGGUCGCGAGCUCUUCCAGCAGGUGUGUGACAAGACCAGCAUCAGAGAAGCCCACUUCUUUGGCCUCAGCGUGGUCCGAAACAACGAGUAUAUGUUUAUGGACUUGGAGCAAAAGCUCGGCAAAUACUUCUCAAAGGACUGGAGGAGAGAGAUGCACCAAGGAACCGGCAGAUGCAGGGCCCCCUUCGUGACGUUUCUCAGGGUGCAGUACUACGUGGACAACGGGAGGGUUAUAAGUGACAGGACGGCCCGGCACCUGUACUACUGCCACCUGAAGGAGCAGGUGCUGAGGUCGCAGUGCGUCCACCGAGAGGAGGCCUACUUUCUGCUGGCCGCCUACGGGCUGCAGGCCGACCUGGGCAACCACCGCGAGCCGGCGCACGUGGGCCGGUACUUCGAGCCGCAGGCCUACUUCCCGCAGUGGGUCAUCACCAAGAGGGGCAGCGCCUACAUCCUCAGACACGCGCCCGCCGUGCACCGCGAGCAGCGGGGUCUCAGCCCCAAGGAGGCCGUGCUGCGCUUCAUCCGGGAGGCCUGCCGGCUGGAGGACGUGCCCGUCCACUUCUUCAGGCUGUACAAGGAUAAGAAGGAAGACAGAGCUACCAUUGUCCUGGGGCUGACGCUCAAAGGAAUGCACAUCUAUCAGGAGGUGAACCACAGCCCACAGCUGCUGUACGACUUCCCCUGGUCCCACAUUGGGAAGCUGGCGUUCCUGGGGAAGAAGUUCGAGAUUCGGCCGGAUGGGCUGCCGUCGGCCCGGAAGCUGGUGUUCUACACGGGCUGUGCCUCGAGCUCCCGCCACCUGCUGCAGCUGCUCCGCACCAGCCACCAGCUGCACCUCAGCCUGCGGCCCGCUCUGCGGAGGCUGCGGCAGCUGGAGGAAGAGCAAGAGAAGAAAUGCUACCGGGAGUCAUACAUCAGCGACGCGCUGGAGCUGGACCUACACCCAGCCAGCAGCGGGGAGAGCGGGGACAGUCGGGACCGUGGCUGGCGCCCUUCCCCCCGCCUCUCGCUCCUGUCGGCUGACAGCCGGGGCAGCUCCUCAGGCAUGGAGCCUGGGGAGAUGUCGGUGGACGGGUCCUGGGGAACCGAGGCACUCCAUGGGGAGGCGCCGUCCCACAGCUUCAGCCAAAGCCCGAGCAGCGGGGACACAGACGGUGGCAGCAGAGGCGGGCGGGAGAGGGACACGUGGGACCCGGACCCAGAGAAGGGCUCUCGCCCCCGGGAGCCCUUGGCCGUGGUGCGGAUCACACUGGUCAGGAUGAGGGGCCGGAGUGCCGAGGCCCUGCCUCAGAUCCCUGAGGCGACUGCAGGCCACGUGGACCAGCACAGCCGCAGCCUGGAUGAUGUGCGUCCGCGACCCGCCCCACGCCCCGAGCCUUUCCCGCGCAGCUGCCCCCUCGGCUUUCAGCUGGACCCCAGGCCCGCGGUCCUCCGCGACAGGAGGUCCACAAACUGCCUCUCCCUGGACCUGCUUGGAAAGGACCAGCUCCCGGAGGAAUUUGUGGUGUAGGCCCUUGCGGCGCAGCUCCGUCCACGCUGCAUGACUCGGACCAGGCCGUGUGGCUCCGUUCACGAGGGGCUUGGUCCAUGGUGUACAGCUCCACCCACACAGCGCUCCAUCCCCGCUGCAGGCUCCGGCGCAUGCGGGGUCCACGCUGCAGGCUCCGCCCACACAGCACUCCAUCCAUGGUUCAGUCUCUGUCCGUGUGGGACUCCAUUCACACUGCAGGCACCAUCCACGCAGGCUGUCUCCACGCGGGGCUCGGUCCACGGUGCACAGCUCUGCCCUCAUAAGACUCCAUGCUGCAGGCUCCGUCCACAUGCUCUGCUCCGUCCACGCUGCAGGCUCCAUCCACGCGGGCUGUCUCCACGCGGGGCUCGGCCCGCGGUGCAGGCUGCGUCCACAAGGGGAAUCUGUCUACGCUGCAGGCUCUGCCCACAUGGGACUCCGUCCACGCUGCAAGCUCAGUGAAUGCGGGCUCAGUCCGCGCUCUUCAGGCUCGGUGCACGCGGGACUGCCCACACUGCAGGCAGCCCGCGACACGCGGCUCAGUCCGCACAGCAGGGUUCCAUCCCUCAGCCCACGCGGUACGGCUCCGGGUCAGGACGGCCUCUGACCCUCUCUCUGCCCUGGAGGUGCCCGCCGUGACCGGGCACCUGGCUGACCCAAGCUUCAGGCGCCACCCCGCCUGCCCAGGCCCCGCUCCUGUGUCUCCUGUCGGAGGCGUGGAGGCGGCUCUGACGUCAGGUCUGGAGAGAAAGUGGAGGCGCGUGUCUCCGAGGGACCGCAGCGGCCUGAGCGCCUCCGCCCGGCUGUCCAGGACCAGUGGCCGGGCGGAGGGCCUCGAGCCUGGGAGGGACCCCGGGGUUCUCUCUGCCGCGGACUUUCCCUGGAUGGCUGACCAGGUGCACAGGCCUUCCGGGAGUCCUGGAGCCUAAGGUCAUGGUCAUGCCUGGCCCCAGGCUCGCCCUAGACCGCCGUGCAGUUCCUGCUGCUCGCAGCCCUGGGCAGAGGCUCCUCUGUGAGGUGUGGGCCCGGCUCUGUCACCCAGGUCCCUCUGGCGGACUCCCCACUGUCCGCCACCCACAGAAGAGCACACCACACAGCUGUGUGGGCACCCGGCCCCCACGGGGCUCAUCAGAUCCGGCGGCAGGGAGCCCCAGCGGCAGCCGAGGGGUCUCCUGCAUACGCCCGGCUCUCGGUGAGACACACAAGAAGCCUGCACGGAGCUGGCGUCUCUCUCUCCUUCCGAGCACAAUGAGGGGUGACACGUGUCGCUUCCCUCACCUCCCCCCGGCCCCCAGAGAUGCACCCAAUCCCGAGGGCUGCAAGCUGUCGGCAGCAUGGGCUUUUGGGCUCUCAGCCUGGGUCAGCACUGGUCACCCUUUAAGGGUCACUGCCACUGGCCACCCCUGCCCUCCAUCAGAAGAUUGGCAGGAGGUGGGGGCAGAUAUGGGGUUGCACCUGCCCCCUCCCUGCGGGGCAGGAGAGGUGCUCUCCCCGAUGCCGGCCUCCAGUGGGCUUCAUGGCCUGUAGCAGGCUCCGUUUUACAGUCCAUGCUGAUAAGACUCCUGGAGGGCGUCUUGGAGGAGCUGUUGGCUUUCACUCGGGGCCCUGCCCGCGGUGCACGGAGACCCUAGUGAGCAGAACAGAGUGACAGCAGGCGUGGCUCCAGGCUCAGCGCCUGCACAGGUGGACAUUGGACCACACGGUCAGGAGCAGUGUCUGCAGCCCGGGAGGCCUGGCCGUAGUGAACGGCUGUUUCCCGUCAGCCAGGCCGCCAGCCAGGGCCGAGGCGUGCUGCCCUCCCGCCUCCAGGGCCCUGCUUGCAGAUGGCCUCCAGCCACCCUGAGCCAUCAGCCACCGCACAGUGUGGAGCUGCUGUGCUGUCAGCUGGUGGAGGGGGCCAGCUCAGUAGACAGGCAGUGUGUCCCCAGAUGGAAAGGCGGGCUGGUGCCACGUCCUUCCGGCCUCCUGACUGUAGGUAGGCCCCCCGCCUUCCUUCCAGAGGCUCUGGAUGGCCGGCGGGGGACCAGGUGGGACUGGAUGGUGACACACCUCCCAGCCUGAGGCUCGUCAGGGGCCCCAGGGUGUAGUGUGGCUGGAUUUCCCUGUGGGCUGCCCGGGUCCCACACACACCUGUGUCCUCUAGCACAUGAACUGACCUGUAUUUUGCUGUCACAUAGUCCCCAGUAUUCAGUGGGUCACCGAGCCCGUUCCCACACAGCAUUGUACCUGUGACAUCAGCGUCCCCUCCCUGUUCUGCCCAUGCUGUGAAGCCUGCGUGGCCCCGUCCAUCCUCACUCAUGUUGGAAAUGGAGGGCAGAGCUUGAGCCCGCAGUGGAGGGUUUUAGGGGUGUUGCAAUUAGGCUGAUGGUCCUAGGGCCAGUCCCUUGUCUUUUCUGUGACAGGAAACCCUGUGUGCCUCCCGGGAUGUGUGAUAAAGACUCUGCGCUGGGCGGGCGGGGGCCGGGCGGUGCGGCCGCCCACUGAGGCUUCCCCCAUGAACCACCGUGGUGUCCUAGUGCUAUGUGGACAGAGGGACCUGGGGGAGACCAGCCCAUGCCCCGGGAGCUCAUAGUCAUCUGAUUCGUGGCCAGAAGCCCACCUCCCUCUGUGGCCGGGAGUUGCCAGGGCAGUGCCACCCUGAGGAGGGCCAAGCAGGGGCGACCAGGGCUCGAGGUGGCCUCUCGUGCCCGGUCUUUCCCUCAUUAAAGCGAUGUCAUUGAGGCGGGUCAUGUGCUGGCUCUGGGCAGGUGGCAGGGGGCACGGAGCUUGGUGCGGGCCUGUCCGUGGUGGUGGGGAGGGUUUCCUGGGCUGUCCAUCAGCUGCCGGUGCAGGAGGUGCCCACAUGCCUGGUGGGGCUGCCCCAGGCCGGGGAUGUCAAGGGCGCUAAGCCUGCAGCCACGGAGCAGGAGGGUGAGGGCACGCGGCCGCCUGUCAGGGCCCUGCAGGGUGAGGGGGUGUCCACCGCUGUGCGAGCCCCAAGCUCCUGCUCUCCCAUGAUUUUUCAAAGCCAUACUAUGACCAGUCCCCAUAGUAAAAAAAAAAAUGGGGCCCUGAUGUAAAGUCUGUGACCCUCUUUUGCCUUUAAAUAAACUUUUGGGCACAAGAGGCCCUCCCCUCA